AACACCUCCACGACGUUGUAUUCUCCAUGCAUACACAUGUCGUCCUCAUCGAAUCCACCAUCUCUGUCCGGUACCACCUUCACACGUCGUCGCGAGAACCGGUAAUCAGUGGCCCAAGCUCUAACUAGCUAUCCAUCGCGGAUAGCUCGCGACUCUCUCGACGGGCACAUCACAACAGACGAACAGAACAGCCAUGAACUUUGUCACUUUCAACCAGGAUCACAGCCAUCUAGGCGUCGGUACCACGAAUGGCUACCGCAUAUACACCACCGACCCAUUCAACAAGCAGUCCGAGUCGCGCGAAGGAGAUGUCUCCAGCCUCGAGAUGCUGUUCUCGACGUCUCUAGUCGCACUCACCCUAUCCCCCCGGGUGCUUCGGAUACAGAACACCAAGAGGCACUCGACUAUUUGCGAGAUGACCUUUCGCACAGCAAUACUCGCGAUGCGAUUAAACAGGAAACGGCUAGUUGUGGUUCUCGAAUCGGAGCUUUACAUAUAUGAUAUCAGCAACAUGCAGAUGCUCAAGACCGAGAAGACGUCGCCAAAUCCUAAUGCUAUAUGCGCUCUAUCAGCAUCCUCUGAGAACAACUACCUCGUCUACCCGCUACCCACGAAAGCUGCACCCGCUACCUUCCAACCACCAUCGCAUGCGCCGCCCAAGUCCGACCAUAUCGCUCCGACAAGCGGCGAGGUUCUUAUAUACGAUGCUACAAAGAUGGAGGCGGUGAAUGUAAUCGAGGCACACAACUCUCCUCUAUCUUGCAUUGCGCUGAACAACGAUGGUACCCUGUUGGCUACGGCGUCUGAGAAGGGCACAAUCAUCCGAGUCUUCUCGAUACCAGAUGCACAGAAGCUGUAUCAGUUCCGGAGAGGCUCAAUACCGGCCAAGAUAUAUAGCAUGUCUUUCAACUCGACAUCGACACUGCUGAGCGUGUCAUCGGCAACCGAGACUGUGCACAUCUUCCGGUUAGGCGCACCCAACACAAGUCGGAGUAAUAGCGUAUCCUCGGGGCCCAAUAGGCCGCUUUCUGCGUCUCGUGAACGUAGCAGUAGCCGGGCCAGCGAGGAAAACUUUGACGAGUUUGGCGCCAGCUCAGCAGACAUUGCGUCUUCCGAGCGCAAACCGCUGAACCCAACCUUGGCGAGUAUGAUACGGCGGACAUCACAGACCGUUGGAAAAUCGUUUGCGGCAACUGUUGGCGGUUAUUUGCCAAGCGCAGUAGCAGAGAUUUGGGAACCUGCGAGAGACUUUGCUUGGAUCAAGAUACCCAAAUCACCCAACAGCGCCUCUUCAGGCCCCAUGAGAAGUGUGGUGGCGCUUAAUAAUAACGGUCCUCAAAUCAUGGUGGUUACGAGUGAGGGAAACUACUACAUCUUCAAUGUCGACCUCGAGAAGGGAGGCGAGGGGACACUGUACAAGCAAUACUCGCUUCUUGAACCGAAUGAGCUCACAUCGAGUACCUCACAGGAUUUGCCCGAGUAGCAAUCUUCCAGCAGAUCUACGGGGGUUGUCGGUGUGCGCUCCAGCCUUAUGAAUUAUUGUGAUUGUUUUGCAUUGCACUGGCGUUGAACCUAGUCAUGUUAUUCCCCCAGGUCGGAGCAUAGUAUUUUAGUCGUAUGCUAUUUUUGAACGGUGGAGGCUUCAUCCAUGCCUUUAUAGAUAAUUCAGAAACUAUACUUUUA
Messenger RNA from Cucurbitaria berberidis CBS 394.84, 1683 nucleotides. Its product is annotated as WD repeat domain phosphoinositide-interacting protein 2. Bases 194 to 1483 code for a protein of 429 amino acids. The record is from RefSeq and is a predicted model, not a curated record. Gene Ontology annotation, biological process: nucleophagy; autophagy of mitochondrion; protein lipidation. Gene Ontology annotation, molecular function: protein binding; phosphatidylinositol-3-phosphate binding; phosphatidylinositol-3,5-bisphosphate binding. The transcript has 5 exons. Gene Ontology annotation, cellular component: cytosol; extrinsic component of membrane; phagophore assembly site membrane. NCBI's taxonomy places the organism in Eukaryota, Fungi, Ascomycota, Dothideomycetes, Pleosporales, Cucurbitariaceae.